Messenger RNA from Misgurnus anguillicaudatus (oriental weatherfish), 2629 nucleotides. NCBI's taxonomy places the organism in Eukaryota, Metazoa, Chordata, Actinopteri, Cypriniformes, Cobitidae. The record is from RefSeq and is a predicted model, not a curated record.
ACAUAAUACAACUUUGCUCAAAGGGCAGCAUAAAUUCUGCACCCCUUUCAAAAGUGUCAAAGAAUUUAAAAUCUUAGUUGAUCAACAACGAUAGCACUUGAAGUAAUGCUUGAGUGAGAGGUAUUUCAAAUUAUGAAUACAUCUUCAUUUAUUCUCAUUUGUCCUUAUGUUUCAAUCCCUUUGAGAAGACAAACACAGAUACAUCCUAUGACAUCAUGUUUGUUGAAACAAUAUUCUAUUCCACAAUUUUAAUCAUAAUGUUAUUUAUCAGUUCCUUUUCUUACCAUUAAAAGUGCAUUAAGAUUUGGUUUUUAGUCUUAUCAAAAAUCUGUUACGUUAAGCUGAUGUUUAGAAAACCCAUUAGCAUGUUUAUUACAGUUUAGCCUAUGUUUCUGUUCCUCUUUAAAUUAGAUUCAAGGCUUCAGUAGGAGGAGCUAAGGCUGAUUAGGAUGGAUAAUUAGAGAAAUGAGAAGCAGCCUCUUAAUGAUGGUGAUGUUGAUCAACUGCUUGACAAACCAUUAUGCUGUAUUGCUUGCAGACUUAUCAGGUGAUCAUUUAUAUUCUCCCAAAAAGGAUCAAAUGUGCUGAGAGAUUCUUUAAGACAAAAUGAAACAGUGGUGCAUUGUUCAGUUUCAAAAUGGUGGCACAGAAAUUGUGCCACACUGUUGGCUGAUGGGAGAAAGGCUUCUUUGGCCACCAUAUCCACCCAAAGACACAGCCAAGGUACGGGCUGCAGUAAAAAAAUAUGAGCAGCCUACUGAGGGAUGGUUGACAUAUGAACCUAUCAGACACCUUUUAAGUCGUGCCACAUAUGAAGAAGCAGAGAAGAGUUUGAAAAGAUAUCUAAAGGAAAAUUGCGACACAACUGACAUGCAGUCUGAUGGAGAAAUGGAGAAGUUUGAAAAAAGAAAAUCCAAACCGAAUCCUGUCUACAACAAACCAUCUGAUACAGAAGGUGAAGUUAAAAAAAGGAAGCUCCUCUCUGCUCCUAGAAUUCGAUUUCCAGUCCCCACCAAAGUGCUGACUGCUGUUGAUCCAGCUUCUAGAGUCCAGACCUCUGUUCAGCCUUUUACCAAGUUUCUGCCCAUCCAUUCCAUGGAGUCCUCAGACCAAAUGUGCAGCAGUUCUCAAUACUUGACUGAGUCCAACGACUCACCACCCCUGCCUUCCUUGUACUCUCGCCAGGAGUCAUCUUUCAGUGAUGGAGAGGAUGCAAGGGAUUCCGCAAGACUUAAUGAAUCCUUAUUAAUGAAAGAUGUUGCUUUACAAAAGUUGAUUGGAACUGUCACAGAACUUGUUAAAGAAGUCAAGGAACUCCGGGAGGAAUGUCAAGAUUUUUUCAGACAGUCUUUACCUACUUCUAAGCAACCUAUGCCGGCUUUGCCUGUUUCACUCCCUCUGCACAAUAAUGAAGAGCUUGACAGUGCAGAGGACAUUCUACAAUCCAGUGAAGCAAGGCAGAUAAUGGUGAGACGCUUCAGCAUAAUUGGAGGUACCUCACUGGAAGUAAGGGUUCGUCGCAUGCUCUCCUGUGCACUAACCAAUGAGUUGGCAUCAUCAAUCAAUUGGGCUGGGAAGAUGGUUAAAGGACAGUCAAAGCAAAAGAGGGCAUUUAAGGAUACAUUCUUAAAUGUGUGUAUAUUUGAUGCUUUGUCUGUGCAGAUGGGUGUGGGAAAAGUGUCCCAAUUUGAUUACAAUCAGGCAGUCCAAAAAUGGCUUCGCUAUGCACCAUACCGUGUUGGUGGAACUGCACAUAAAACAGCUGCAACUACUCCUCAUUUGCCUCCAGAAACGACAUAAUUUUUGCAAUUUUUGCCUCACUUUUGUUUUGUUCAUGAAUGCUUUUGUUUUCCCAUUAGAAUUGAAGUGCUUUCUGUUGACAGAAUUAAAACUAAAAAUGUCUUGAAAAAUUUAAUAAAAAUGUCACUGAACUACUGGCGAAGUGUGAUUUGUAGUAAUUUUCACCAAACCUUUUCUUUAAUGAUGUCAAUGUUGUUUCAACAAUGUAUGUGUGUUCUAAACUGAUAUUGAACAAAUAUCGCUUUGUGAUGUUGAUUCAACAGCAUUACCAUUGAUUUGGGGUUGAAAUAUCAAUAUUAUAUCAAUAUUAACUGAGGGUGUAAAAUGAUAUUGAACAAAUAUCGCUUUGUGAUGUUGAUUCAACACCAUUACCAUUGAUUUGGGGUUGAAAUAUCAAUAUUAUAUCAAUAUUAACUGAGGGUGCAAAAAUGAUAUUGAACAAAUAUCACUUUGUGAUGUUGAUUCAACACCAUUACCAUUGAUUUGGGGUUGAAAUAUCAAUAUUAUAUCAAUAUUAACUGAGGGUGUAAAAAUGAUAUUGAACAAAUAUCGCUUUGUGAUGUUGAUUCAACACCAUUACCAUUGAUUUGGGGUUGAAAUAUCAAUAUUAUAUCAAUAUUAACUGAGGGUGCAAAAAUGAUAUUGAACAAAUAUCACUUUGUGAUGUUGAUUCAACACCAUUACCAUUGAUUUGGGGUUGAAAUAUCAACAUUAUAUCAAUAUUAACUGAGGGUGCAAAACUGAUACUGAACCAACAUCACUUUGUAACAUUAAUUCACUGCAAUUAGUAUUGACACAUCAACGAUGAAUCAAUGUUGUUUUAAAGAUU